CUCCUCUGACCCUGUGACUGAAAAUAAUCCGAUCAGCUGAUCUGUCCUGGCAACGGUACAACGUAGCUACUGAAAUCUGCACGGGAGGGGGGUUGAAGAACAAAACAAUGACACUGCUCGGAAGGAUUCCCACUCAGUAACACUUGUAAAGUUGUGUUUUAUCCAAGCGACGUGGCGCGGACGUCCCUCUUGACCGCGUAGAAGUAGCCGGCGGAUAAGCUAGCUUGUUUUGAACAUCGGAGCAGUUGUUGUUUUUGUUGAUGUGUUGUUCCAGCUGACAGCCCGGAGGCUAGCUGCUGCUCGCUAGGACAACUAGAAAGAAGGGCUCGGGCUUUGGUGGCUCGUUCGGAGGAGCUGGAAGAGUUCGUCGACAGUAGCUAGCUUGUAAAGUUAACAAUUCCUGGAUGCCAAGUCAUAAAAACCGCAAUUCUCUCGCGAGCUUUUUGACAACAAUUUAGCUAGCUAGCUUGUUAGCAUCAUAUUUACUCACAUACCCUUCAGGGAAACCGUUAUUUUAUUGGUUGGUGCUGCCUUUUUAUUUAUUAAACGUUUACUUAUCAUGUAAUAUUUCACGUUUUACCGCACUCAAAAGCCGAAGAACAUUAUUUUUUGCUAGUGUUAUUUAGUUGAUAGGUGUUUUUGUUUCUUUUACAUAACCAGGUAAUAAAUUAGUAUUCAAAUAUUAUGCUUCAAACACAUAUUUAAUACUUUAGUGCUAAAAUAGCUAACUUCCAGCUGUUUUAAGGUGUUUUGUUAGCUUUUAUUACUGCACAUUGACCCAUUUGUAUCAAUAUAUUAGGGAAAAAAGGAUUAUAGGUAGUAAAGCUGAUCAAGUAAGCAAUAGUCUUUGCUCAAGUUCAACUUGAAACAAUGAGCGGCCAUGGCUCAUCCUCUGAAAAAGGAGUUAAUACUAAUCUGAUAUGUCAGGAAAGUUAUUCUUGUGGCGGCUCUGAGGAGGCUGCGUUUGAAUGUGAUGACUGCCGGAGCCUCCAAUGCGUCCGCUGCGAAGCGGAGCUCCACAAGCAGGAGUGCUUCCGGAGCCACGAGCGGGUUCAGAUAAGUCCUGGCCACGUCCCCUACUGUGACAACUGUAAGGGGGGUAACGGGGAUGGUGGCAAGCGCCACAGGUCGGUGGUCCGCUGCCAGAAUUGCAAAGUGAAUUUAUGCCAAGACUGUCAGAAGCGCACUCAUAGUGGGAGCAGCAAAAAGAAACACCAGCUCAUAUCGUAUCCCCCACCACCCAAACCUCCAGAGGGAAGCUCCAUUCAAUCAUCGGCUCCAGCGACGGUUCAAAUCCCUGAUGAGGCCAAAUCUGAGAAAGCAAAACUUCUGGAGAAGGUGUCCAGCUUUCUUCUGGUUGAUGAGAAUGAGGAAAUGCAGAUAAAAGACGAAGCUUCAUUCGUGAAGAGACUCAACUGCAAUCCUGACCACCUGCUGAAAGUGGUCUCCAUCUUUGGAAACACCGGGGAGGGCAAAUCCCACACCCUGAACCACACCUUUUUCAUGGGCAGAGAAGUCUUUAAGACCUCCCCCACGCAGGAGUCCUGCACCGUGGGCGUGUGGGCGGCGUUCGACCCCAUCCACAGAGUGGUGGUCAUCGACACGGAGGGACUGCUUGGGAACAACUCCAAACAGGGCCAGAGGACGCGCCUCUUACUCAAGGUGCUGGCCGUUUCGGACCUGAUCAUCUACCGCACCCACGCUGACCGUCUCCACGACGACCUGUUCAAGUUCCUGGGCGACGCCUCCGAUGCGUACCUGAAGCAUUUCACCAAGGAACUCAAAGCCACGACAGCUCGCUGCGGUCUGGACGUCCCGCUAUCCACUUUGGGUCCUGCAGUCGUCAUCUUCCAUGAAACUGUUCACACUAAGCUGCUUGGUUCAGAAAAGUCCUCAGAGUCGGUAGACCGGAUGCUGUUGGAUCGUUUUAGAAAGCUUUCUCGAUAUCCUGAAGCCUUCAGCUCUGUCCAGUACCUGGGCACCCAGACGCUCAGCCCUCCCACAGACUUCCGUGGCCUCCAGAUGAAACUGGAGCUGCUCCUGGAUAACAAUGCCACCCGCUCCCCACGCACCCCCGUGGUCAUCUUCAAGGCUCUGCAGGCGCUGAGCGACCGCUUCAAUGGGGAAAUUGCGAGUGAGCUCAUCGGACAGAACUGUUUCUUCCCCGAUGAGUACUUCACCUGCUCCAGCUCCUGUCUUAGUUGCGGGUUUGGCUGCAAGAACAGCAUGAAUCAUUUAGGAGAAGGCGUGUGCCACGAAGCCAAGAGCCGCUGCCGCUACUCCGCCCAGUUUGACAAUCGUAUUUUCACAUGCAAGGCUUGUUAUGAAGGCGGGAAGGAAGUGAUUGUUGUCCCUAAGACCUCUGCGUCCUCGGACUCUCCUUGGAUAGGCCUCGCCAAAUACGCCUGGUCAGGAUAUGUUAUUGAAUGUCCCAACUGUGGAGUGAUCUACCGGAGCCGUCAGUUUUGGUAUGGGAACCAGGAUCCUGUGGAUACGGUUGUUCGCACUGAGAUUCAGCACAUUUGGCCAGGAUCCGAUGGCUUUUUAAAGGACAACAGCAAUGCCGCACAGCGCCUUUUGGAUGGAGUCAACCUAGUGGCUCAAUCUGUCUCAGAACUCAGCGUCAAACCUGCCAAGGCCGUCACCUCUUGGCUGACAGAUCAGAUCGCCCCGGCCUACUGGAAACCCAACUCUCUCAUCAUGGUGUGCCACAAGUGUCACGCAGUCUUCCAGGAUAAUGACACCAAGCAUCACUGCCGCGCCUGCGGGGAGGGCUUCUGCGACGGCUGCUCCUCCAAAGCCGCGCCUGUCCCCGAGAGAGGCUGGGGUCUCGGCCCUGUCAGAGUCUGCGACGUCUGCUUUGAACAGAGAGCUUCGUAUGCAGAGAUCCUUAAAGCAGAGCUCGAGGAGGAAGAAGGCGGAACUCUUGCCAGGAAGGUGGGAGAAGCUGUUACCAAUACCAUCGGGGUUGUGGUCACUGCUAUUGACAUCCCGCUUGGCCUCGUGAAAGAUGCGGCGCGUCCUGCUUACUGGGUUCCCGAUCAGGACAUUCUGUCAUGCCACAACUGCCAACGUGAGUUCACUGCCAAACUGUCCAAGCACCACUGCCGCGCCUGUGGCCAAGGCGUGUGCGACGAGUGCUCGCCGGAGCGCCGAGCGGUGCCGUCGCGCGGCUGGGACCACCCCGUGCGCGUGUGCACCAGCUGCAACCAGAAGCCCGGAGAACUUUGACGACGGAGCCCGCCCGCCCUCAACAGUCUGCCACUGAUGAACCGUACCUCUACCACGUCACGGAUUCUGUCCUGUAUCUGCGGAAAAGAAAACUUCAGGAAUAUGUUUAGCAAAUCUGGGAUCUUAGAGUUCCUGUGGCCUUUGUAGAGCAGCCAGAAUAUUGGGUUAGUUAACAAACUUAGUAUUUUGAUGAAAACAAAAUCCUAGGUUUCCAUUAAAUAAAACAGUCCAACUAUUUUUCUACUUUUAGAAAUUAUUUUAAAAUGCAUCAUUUCAAGACUAAUCGUUAGCUGAGAGUGCUGGUGAGUGAUUAGUUCUUAUCAUGAAGUGCUGUUCCUCUAAGCUUGUACCAGAGAGAUAUUUUGUGUGGGUGCAGGCCUAACUGCAGGUUCCGUUGCAUGCAUGCAUGCAUUGCAUUAUCCUAGUUUUUGCACUUUUUUUUAGCUAUAGCUUAACAUAGCUAAAAUAUAGUAAAGCAGCUUGUUCUGUUGAGCUCUACAAAAGUAGAUAUUAGUUUGGGGAUAUCUGGUGUGCCAAAAAUCAUUCAGGUCACUGUGUCUGUUAUGAUAUAUUUUUUAAAUGUUUGUGACUAUAUAAGGAUAUAAAAGAGUGAAAUGUGGAAGAGUAUUUAUGUAAUGAUGAUAAAAAAAAUCACAAUAUUAAUCAUAACUUAUUAGCCAAGUGUCAUUUGGCCUAUUGUUUGGUAGUGAGCGAUCCAUGGCCUUCUACAUGUCCAGAGGUUAGUCUCUGAAUCAAACCUCAAGCUCUCUAUGACCCAGUGGCAUUUCAGUGUAUAGCUCAAUUGUGUGCUCAUAUUUUAUUUGAAUACUUAUCAAAAUAUGUAGUAUUUGCUCGGGUGUAUGAAUAUCGGCUUUCAGAGUUUAAAGAAUAUUAAAAUUUGUGCUCACAAUCCAUUUGCAUAUUCUGCUCAGGCCUCUGCAGCUUGAUAAGAUAAAGGAUUCAACAUGAUUUAUGUUCUUGUCCAAACACUUUUUUGUGAUCCAUCAUCUAAAAAUAUUGUAUGAUAUAUAUAAAUAUAUAUAUAUACUUUUUUGGUUGUUGUCUGAUAUUCAAAUGUAUUUACUGUCUGUGUAGUAACUGUAUCCAAAAACCUGAUUUUAUUUUUUUCUAUUAGGCGACACAUUAAUUUAAUCUUUAGUUGCUUCAGUGGAAAUGUUGCAUUCUCUAGCAACAAUUUCAGAAAAAGCACAGCCUGUUAGCUUGUAUGUUAUUGUUGAGAACCAAAAAAAAAAGUUCUUUGUUAAAUGUAGCAUUGUUAGAUGAAGCUAAUUCUCUUUUUGCACUCACGAUACACCUCUGAUGUUUUGAUGAGACGCUGUGUCUGCCUGGUUUUAAAAUAGAUUUAUGUUGCCUGAGUUUUCCCCUUCAAACAGUCUCUGAAAUGCUAAUGUUGCACAGGAAAGAAUGGAUGAAACAAUGACUGGAGUUCAUUGUCGCGUGCUGUCUGGUUUCAUUAAAUCCUCCUUGUAGCUUUUGACAGAUA
This is a messenger RNA of Oryzias melastigma (Indian medaka), 4735 nucleotides long. Its product is annotated as zinc finger FYVE domain-containing protein 1. The transcript is spliced from 11 exons. The coding region runs from base 871 to 3231 and encodes 786 amino acids. Lineage: Eukaryota; Metazoa; Chordata; Actinopteri; Beloniformes; Adrianichthyidae. The record is from RefSeq and is a predicted model, not a curated record. Gene Ontology annotation, molecular function: zinc ion binding.